Messenger RNA from Striga hermonthica, 1788 nucleotides. The record is from the annotation of a GenBank genome assembly. NCBI's taxonomy places the organism in Eukaryota, Viridiplantae, Streptophyta, Magnoliopsida, Lamiales, Orobanchaceae.
AUGGCCGUCGACUCCAUCCUUUCGUCCCCACUGGGCCCUCCGGCCUGCGAGAAGGACGCCAAAGCCCUUCAGUUCAUCGAGGACAUGACCCGCAACGCGGACUCCGUCCAGGAAAACGUCCUGGCCCAAAUCCUGGCCCGAAACGCCCACACCGAGUACCUAUCGGGCUUCCACCUCGACGGAGCCACCGACCGCGCCACCUUCAAGUCCAAAAUCCCCAUGGUCACCUACGAGGAUCUCCAGCCGUUGAUCCAGCGAAUCGCCGACGGCGACCGAUCCCCGAUUUUGUCGGCCCACCCUGUUUCCGAAUUUCUCACCAGCUCUGGAACUUCCGCCGGCGAAAGAAAACUCAUGCCGACUAUUAAAGAAGAAUUGGACCGCCGCCAGCUGCUCUACAGCCUUCUCAUGCCGGUCAUGAACUUAUAUGUGAAGGGGCUGGACAAAGGCAAGGGCCUCUACUUCCUGUUCAUCAAAUCCGAGACCCAGACCCCCGGCGGGCUCCCGGCCCGACCCGUCCUCACUAGCUACUACAAGAGCGACCACUUCCGGACCCGCCCCCACGAUCCGUACAACGUGUACACCAGCCCGAACGAGGCCAUUCUCUGCCCCGACUCAUUCCAGAGCAUGUACACUCAGAUGCUGUGCGGGCUGUACGAGCGCGAGCAAGUCCUCCGGGUCGGGGCCGUCUUCGCCUCGGGCCUCCUCCGGGCCAUCCGCUUCCUCCAGCUCAACUGGCCCCAACUCGCCAACGACAUCCGAUCCGGAUCCCUCCACCCGGACAUCACCGACCCGCCCAUCCGCGCCUACAUGGCCCAAUUCAUGAAACCCGACCCGGACCUCGCCGACUUCAUCACCCGCGAGUGCUCCCUGGAAAAUUGGGAACGGAUCAUCCCCCGGAUCUGGCCCAACACCAAGUACCUUGACGUCAUCGUGACCGGGGCCAUGGCCCAAUACAUCCCCACUCUGGACUACUACAGUGGCGGCCUUCCCAAGGCUUGCACUAUGUACGCAUCCUCCGAGUGCUAUUUCGGGCUCAACCUCAACCCAAUGUGCCGGCCCACCGAAGUCUCCUACACAAUCAUGCCCAACAUGGCCUACUUCGAAUUCCUCCCCCACACCACCGACCCGGCCCAACCCGACCCGGCACGUCUGGUCGACCUCGCCGACGUCGAGGUCGGCAAGGAAUACGAGCUCGUGAUCACCACCUACGCGGGGCUUUACCGGUACCGAGUCGGGGACAUCCUCCGAGUCACCGGUUUCCACAACUCGGCCCCUCAGUUCCAGUUCGUGAGGCGAAAGAACGUCCUUCUCAGCAUCGACUCGGACAAGACGGACGAGGCUGAGCUCCAGAUGGCGGUCGAGAGCGCGUCGAGGUUGCUUCGAGAAUUCAACACGGCGGUCGUGGAGUACACUAGCUGCGCGGACACAAGCACCAUCCCGGGACACUACGUGAUAUACUGGGAGCUGCUCGCGAGGGACCCGGUCAACUCGCCGAGUCGGGAGGUGCUAGACGGGUGUUGUUUGGCCAUGGAGGAGUCGCUCAACUCGGUGUACCGACAGUGCCGGGUGGCGGACAACUCAAUCGGCCCGCUCGAGAUUCGAGUUGUGAGGAGUGGGACUUUCGAGGAACUCAUGGACUAUGCCAUCUCGAGAGGGGCCUCGAUUAAUCAGUACAAGACGCCGAGGUGCGUGAGCUAUUCCCCUAUUAUGGAGUUGCUCGACUCGCGGGUCGUGUCGACACAUUUUAGCCCGUCGUUGCCGCAUUGGACGCCGGAGAGAAGGAGGUGA